ACUACAUCGCAAAGUCCAUAUUAUACACCCAAAAAGAAAACGCCAAAAAGCGAUUCAUUGACUUUGAGCAGUACGACACCACACAGUUUGACAACCUCAAGUGAAGCAACGACAGUAAGCAGUACCACAGCAGAAGAAUCUUCUAGAACCACCACCUACCCCACAACAUCAACAGAAUCAACCACUGGCGGAGACACAACACCGACGUCCUCUUCCAGUUCAUCUACAGAUUCAACCUCAAGUGAAGAAACGACCUUAAGCAGUACAACACCAGAAGAUUCUUCUAGUACCACCACUGACUCUACAACAUCAACAGAAUCAACCAAUGCCGGAGACACAACACCGACGUCCUCUUCUAGUUCAUCUACAGAGUCAACUUCCAGUGAAGCAACGACCAUAAAAUCAACCACUGACGGAUACACAACACAGACGUCUUCUUCUAGUUCAUCUACAGCUGCAAUCUCGAGUGAAGCAAGGAGCUUAAGCAGUAUCAGAGGAGAAGAAUCUUCUAGUACCACAACUGACUCUACAACAUCAACGGAAUCAACCAUUGACCCAUACACAACAGCGACGUCCUCUUCUAGUUCAUCUACAGAUUCAACCUCGAGUGAAGCAACGACCAUAAGUAGUACAACACCAGAAGACACUCCUAGUACCACCACUGACUCUACAACAUCAACAGAAUCAACCACUGACCCUGACACAACACCGACGUCCUCUUCUAGUUCAUCUACAGAUUCAACCUCGAGUGAAGCAACGACCUUAAGCAGUACAACACCAGAAUAUUCUUCUAGUACCACCACUGACUCUACAUCAUCAACAGAAUCAACCACUGACGGAUACACAACACCGACGUCCUCUUCUAGUUCAUCUAAAGAUUCAACCUCGAGUGAAGCAACGCCCAUAAGUAGUACAACACCAGAAGAAUCUUCUAGUACCACCACUGACUCUACACCAUCAACGGAAUCAACCACUGCCGGAGACACAACACCGACGUCCUCUUCUAGUUCAUCUACAGAUUCAACCUCAAGUGCAGCAACGACCUUAAGCAAGUCAACUUCCAGUGAAGCAACGACCAUAAGUAGUACAACACCAGAAGAUUCUUCUAGUACCACCACUGACUCUACAUCAUCAACAGAAUCAACCACUGACGGAGACACAACACCGACGUCCUCUUCUAGUUCAUCUACGGAUUCAACCUCGAGUGAAGCAACGACCUUAAGCAGUACAACACCAGAAGAUUCUUCUAGUACCACCACUGACUCUACAUCAUCAACAGAUUCAACCACUGACGGAUACACAACACCGACGUCCUCUUCUACUGCAUCUACAGAUUCAACCUCGAGUGAAGCAACGACCUUAAGCAGUACAACACCAGAAUAUUCUUCUAGUACCACCACUGACUCUACAUCAUCAACAGAAUCAACCACUGACGGAUACACAACACCGACGUCCUCUUCUAGUUCAUCUACAGAUUCAACCUCGAGUGAAGCAACGACCUUAAGCAGCACAACACCAGAAUAUUCUUCUAGUACCACCACUGACUCUACAUCAUCAACAGAAUCAACCACUGCCGCAUACACAACACCGACGUCCUCUUCUAGUUCAUCUACAGAUUCAACCUCGAGUGAAGCAACGACCAUAAGUAGUCCAACACCAGAAGAUUCUUCUAGUACCACCACUGACUCUACACCAUCAACAGAAUCAACCACUGCCGGAGACACAACACCAACGUCUUCUUCUAGUUCAUCUACAGAGUCAACUUCCAGUGAAGCAACGACCAUAAGUAGUACAACACCAGAAGAUUCUUCUAGUACCACCACUGACUCUACAUCAUCAACAGAAUCAACCACUGACGGAGACACAACACCGACGUCAUCUUCUAGUUCAUCUACGGAUUCAACCUCGAGUGAUGCAACGACCUUAAGCAGUACAACACCCCAAGAUUCUUCUAGUACCACCACUGACUCUACAUCAUCAACAGAAUCAACCACUGACGGAUACACAACACCGACGUCCUCUUCUAGUUCAUCUACAGAUUCAUCAACUUCCAGUGAAGCAACGACCAUAAGUAGUACAACACCAGAAGAUUCUUCUAGUACCACCACUGACUCUACAUCAUCAACAGAAUCAACCACUGACGGAGACACAACACCGACGUCCUCUUCUAGUUCAUCUACGGAUUCAACCUCGAGUGAAGCAACGACCUUAAGCAGUACAACACCAGAAGAUUCUUCUAGUACCACCACUGACUCUACAUCAUCAACAGAAUCUACCACUGACGGAUACACAACACCGACGUCCUCUUCUACUGCAUCUACAGAUUCAACCUCGAGUGAAGCAACGACCUUAAGCAGUACAACACCAGAAUAUUCUUCUAAUUCAACCUCGAGUGAAGCAACGACCAUAAGUAGUCCAACACCAGAAGAUUCUUCUAGUACCACCACUGACUCUACACCAUCAACAGAAUCAACCACUGCCGGAGACACAACACCAACGUCUUCUUCUAGUUCAUCUACAGAGUCAACUUCCAGUGAAGCAACGACCAUAAGUAGUACAACACCAGAAGAUUCUUCUAGUACCACCACUGACUCUACAUCAUCAACAGAAUCAACCACUGACGGAGACACAACACCGACGUCAUCUUCUAGUUCAUCUACGGAUUCAACCUCGAGUGAUGCAACGACCUUAAGCAAGUCAACUUCCAGUGAAGCAAGGACCUUAAGCAGUACAACACCAGAAGAUUCUUCUAGUACCACCACUGACUCUACAUCAUCAACAGAAUCAACCACUGACGGAUACGCAACACCGACGUCCUCUUCUAGGUCAUCUACAGAUUCAACCUCGAGUGAAGCACCAUCAACAGAAUCAACCACUGCCGGAGACACUACACCGACGUCUUCUUCUAGUUCAUCUACAGAUUCAUCUACAGAUUCAACCUCGAGUGAAGCAACGACCCUAAGCAGUACAACACUAGAAGAAUCUUCUAGUACCACCACUGACUCUACAUCAUCAACAGAAUCAACCACUGACGGAUACGCAACAUCAACCUCAAGUGAAGAAACGACCUUAAGCAGUACAACACCAGAAGAAUUUUCUAGUACCACCACUGACUCUACAACAUCAACAGAAUCAACCACUGACCCAGACAAAACACCGACGUCCUCUUCUAGUUCAUCUACAGAUUCAACCUCAAGUGCAGCAACGACCUUAAGCAGUACAACACCAGAAGGUUCUUCUAGUACAACCACUGACUCUACAACAUCAACAGAAUCAACCACUGAUGGAGACACAACACCGACGUCAUCUUCAAGUUCAUCUACAGAUUCAACCUCGAGACAAGCAACGACCUUAAAGAGUACAACACCAGAAGAUUCUUCUAGUCCCACCACUGACUCUUCAACAUCAACGGAAUCAACCACUGACCCAGACACAACAGCGACGUCCUCUUCUAGUUCAUCUACCGAUUCAACCUCGAGUGAAGCAACGACCUUAAGCAGUACAACACCAGAAGAAUCUUCUAGUACCACCACUGACUCUACAUUAUCAACAGAAUCAACCACUGACGGAGACACAACACCGACGUCUUCUUCUAGUUCAUCUACAGCUUCAAUCUCGAGUGAAGCAAGGAGCUUAAGCAGUAUCACAGGAGAAGAAUCUUCUAGUACCACAACUGACUCUACAACAUCAACGGAAUCAACCAUUGACCCAUACACAACAGCGACGUCCUCUUCUAGUUCAUCUACAGAUUCAACCUCGAGUGAAGCAACGACCAUAAGUAGUACAACACCAGAAGACUCUCCUAGUACCACCACUGACUCUACAUCAUCAACAGAACCAACCACUGACCCAGACACAACACCGACGUCAUCUUCUAGUUCAUCUACAGAUUCAACCUCGAGUGAAGCAACGACCUUAAGUAGUACAACACCUGAAGAUUCUUCUAGUACCACCACUGACUCUACAAUAUCAACAGAAUCAACCACUGACCCAGAAACAACACCGACGUCCUCUUCUAGUUCAUCUACAGAUUCAACCUCGAGUGAAGCAACGACCAUAAGUAGUACAACACCAGAAGACUCUCCUAGUACCACCACUGACUCUACAUCAUCAACAGAACCAACCACUGACCCAGACACAACACCGACGUCAUCUUCUAGUUCAUCUACAGAUUCAACCUCGAGUGAAGCAACGACCUUAAGUAGUACAACACCUGAAGAUUCUUCUAGUACCACCACUGACUCUACAAUAUCAACAGAAUCAACCACUGACCCAGAAACAACACCGACGUCCUCUUCUAGUUCAUCUACAGAUUCAACCUCGAGUGAAGCAACGACCUUAAGCAGUACAACACCAGAAGAAUCUUUUAGUACCACCACUGACUCUACAUCAUCAACAGAAUCAACCACUGACGGAGACACAACACCGACGUCCUCUUCUAGUUCAUGUACAGAUUCAACCUCGAGUGAAGCAACGACCUUAAGCAGUACAACACCAGAAGAAUCUUUUAGUACCACCACUGACUCUACAAUAUCAACAGAAUCAACCACUGACCCAGAAACAACACCGACGUCCUCUUCUAGUUUAUCUACAGAUUCAACCUUGAGUGAAGCAACGACCUUAAGCAGUACAACACCAGAAGAUUCUUCUAGUACCACCAGUGACUCUACACCAUCAACAGAUUCAACCACUGCCGGAGACACAACACCGACGUCUUCUUCUAGUUCAUCUACAGAGUCAACUUCCAGUGAAGCAACGACCAUAAGCAACACAACACCAGAAGAUUCUUCUAGUACCACCACUGACUCUACAUCAUCAACAGAAUCAACCACUGACGGAUACACAACACCGACGUCCUCUUCUAGUUCAUCUACAGAUUCAACCUCGAGUGAAGCAACGACCUUAAGCAGUACAACACCAGAAUAUUCUUCUAGUACCACCACUGACUCUACAUCAUCAACAGAAUCAACCACUGACGGAUACACAACACCGACGUCUUCUUCUAGUUCAUCUACAGAUUCAACCUCGAAUUCUUCUAGUACCACCACUGACUCUACAUCAUCAACAGAAUCAACCACUGACGGAUACACAACACCGACGUCCUCUUCUAGUUCAUCUACAGAUUCAACCUCGAGUGAAGCAUCGACCAUAAAAUCAACCACUGCCGGAGACACAACACCGACGUCUUCUUCUAGUUUAUCUACAGAGUCAACUUCCAGCAAAGCAACGACCAUAAGUAGUACAACACCAGAAGAUUCUUCUAGUACCACCACUGACUCUACAACAUCAACAGAAUCAACCACUGCCGGAGACACAACACCGCCGUCUUCUUCUAGUUCAUCUACAGAUUCAUCUACAGAUUCAACCUCGAGUGAAGCAACGACCAUAAGUAGUACAACACCAGAAUAUUCUUCUAGUACCACAACUGACUCUACAACAUCAACGGAAUCAACCAUUGACCCAUACACAACAGCGACGUCCUCUUCUAGUUCAUCUACAGAUUCAACCUCGAGUGAGGCAACGACCAUAAGUAGUACAACACCAGAAGACUCUCCUAGUACCACCACUGACUCUACAUCAUCAACAGAACCAACCACUGACCCAGACACAACACCGACGUCAUCUUCUAGUUCAUCUACAGAUUCAACCUCGAGUGAAGCAACGACCUUAAGUAGUACAACACCAGAAUAUUCUUCUAGUACCACCACUGACUCUACAAUAUCAACAGAAUCAACCACUGACGGAGACACAACACCGACGUCCUCUUCUAGUUCAUCUACAGAUUCAACCUCGAGUGAAGCAACGACCUUAAGCAGUACAACACCAGAAGAAUCUUUUAGUACCACCACUGACUCUACAUCAUCAACAGAAUCAAAUUCAACCUCGAGUGAAGCAACGACCUUAAGCAGUACAACACCAGAAGAAUCUUUUAGUACCACCACUGACUCUACAAUAUCAACAGAAUCAACCACUGGCCCAGACACAACACCGACGUCCUAUUCUAGUUUAUCUACAGAUUCAACCUUGAGUGAAGCAACGACCUUAAGCAGUACAACACCAGAAGAUUCUUCUAGUACCACCAGUGACUCUACACCAUCAACAGAUUCAACCGCUGCCGGAGACACAACACCGACGUCUUCUUCUAGUUCAUCUACAGAGUCAACUUCCAGUGAAGCAACGACCAUAAGCAACACAACACCAGAAGAUUCUUCUAAGUCAACCUCAAGUGAAGAAACGACCUUAAGCAGUACAACACCAGAAGAAUUUUCUAGUACCACCACUGACUCUACAACAUCAACAGAAUCAACCACUGACCCAGACAAAACACCGACGUCCUCUUCUAGUUCAUCUACAGAUUCAACCUCAAGUGCAGCAACGACCUUAAGCAGUACAACACCAGAAGGUUCUUCUAGUACAACCACUGACUCUACAACAUCAACAGAAUCAACCACUGAUGGAGACACAACACCGACGUCAUCUUCAAGUUCAUCUACAGAUUCAACCUCGAGACAAGCAACGACCUUAAAGAGUACAACACCAGAAGAUUCUUCUAGUCCCACCACUGACUCUUCAACAUCAACGGAAUCAACCACUGACCCAGACACAACAGCGACGUCCUCUUCUAGUUCAUCUACCGAUUCAACCUCGAGUGAAGCAACGACCUUAAGCAGUACAACACCAGAAGAAUCUUCUAGUACCACCACUGACUCUACAUUAUCAACAGAAUCAACCACUGACGGAGACACAACACCGACGUCUUCUUCUAGUUCAUCUACAGCUUCAAUCUCGAGUGAAGCAAGGAGCUUAAGCAGUAUCACAGGAGAAGAAUCUUCUAGUACCACAACUGACUCUACAACAUCAACGGAAUCAACCAUUGACCCAUACACAACAGCGACGUCCUCUUCUAGUUCAUCUACAGAUUCAACCUCGAGUGAAGCAACGACCAUAAGUAGUACAACACCAGAAGACUCUUCUAGUACCACCACUGACUCUACAUCAUCAACAGAACCAACCACUGACCCAGACACAACACCGACGUCAUCUUCUAGUUCAUCUACAGAUUCAACCUCGAGUGAAGCAACGACCUUAAGUAGUACAACACCUGAAGAUUCUUCUAGUACCACCACUGACUCUACAAUAUCAACAGAAUCAACCACUGACCCAGAAACAACACCGACGUCCUCUUCUAGUUCAUCUACAGAUUCAACCUCGAGUGAAGCAACGACCAUAAGUAGUACAACACCAGAAGACUCUCCUAGUACCACCACUGACUCUACAUCAUCAACAGAACCAACCACUGACCCAGACACAACACCGACGUCAUCUUCUAGUUCAUCUACAGAUUCAACCUCGAGUGAAGCAACGACCUUAAGUAGUACAACACCUGAAGAUUCUUCUAGUACCACCACUGACUCUACAAUAUCAACAGAAUCAACCACUGACCCAGAAACAACACCGACGUCCUCUUCUAGUUCAUCUACAGAUUCAACCUCGAGUGAAGCAACGACCUUAAGCAGUACAACACCAGAAGAAUCUUUUAGUACCACCACUGACUCUACAUCAUCAACAGAAUCAACCACUGACGGAGACACAACACCGACGUCCUCUUCUAGUUCAUGUACAGAUUCAACCUCGAGUGAAGCAACGACCUUAAGCAGUACAACACCAGAAGAAUCUUUUAGUACCACCACUGACUCUACAAUAUCAACAGAAUCAACCACUGACCCAGAAACAACACCGACGUCCUCUUCUAGUUUAUCUACAGAUUCAACCUUGAGUGAAGCAACGACCUUAAGCAGUACAACACCAGAAGAUUCUUCUAGUACCACCAGUGACUCUACACCAUCAACAGAUUCAACCACUGCCGGAGACACAACACCGACGUCUUCUUCUAGUUCAUCUACAGAGUCAACUUCCAGUGAAGCAACGACCAUAAGCAACACAACACCAGAAGAUUCUUCUAAAUCAACCACUGCCGGAGACACAACACCGACGUCUUCUUCUAGUUUAUCUACAGAGUCAACUUCCAGCGAAGCAACGACCAUAAGUAGUACAACACCAGAAGAUUUUUCUAGUACCACCACUGACUCUACAACAUCAACAGAAUCAACCACUGCCGGAGACACAACACCGCCGUCUUCUUCUAGUUCAUCUACAGAUUCAUCUACAGAUUCAACCUCGAGUGAAGCAACGACCAUAAGUAGUACAACACCAGAAUAUUCUUCUAGUACCACAACUGACUCUACAACAUCAACGGAAUCAACCAUUGACCCAUACACAACAGCGACGUCCUCUUCUAGUUCAUCUACAGAUUCAACCUCGAGUGAGGCAACGACCAUAAGUAGUACAACACCAGAAGACUCUCCUAGUACCACCACUGACUCUACAUCAUCAACAGAACCAACCACUGACCCAGACACAACACCGACGUCAUCUUCUAGUUCAUCUACAGAUUCAACCUCGAGUGAAGCAACGACCUUAAGUAGUACAACACCAGAAUAUUCUUCUAGUACCACCACUGACUCUACAAUAUCAACAGAAUCAACCACUGACGGAGACACAACACCGACGUCCUCUUCUAGUUCAUCUACAGAUUCAACCUCGAGUGAAGCAACGACCUUAAGCAGUACAACACCAGAAGAAUCUUUUAGUACCACCACUGACUCUACAUCAUCAACAGAAUCAUCAACUUCCAGUGAAGCAACGGCCUUAAGCAACACAACACCAGAAGAUUCCUCUAGUACCACCACUGACUCUACAUCAUCAACAGAAUCAACCACUGACGGAUACACAACACCGACGCCCUCUUCUAGUUCAUCUACAGAUUCAACCUCGAGUGAAGCAACGACCCUAAGCAGUACAACACUAGAAGAAUCUUCUAGUACCACCACUGACUCUACAUCAUCAACAGAAUCAACCACUGCCGGAGACACAACACCGACGUCUUCUUCUAGUUCAUCUACAGAGUCAACUUCCAGUGAAGCAAGGACCUUAAGCACAACCUCAAGUGAAGCAACGACCUUAAGCAGUACAACACCAGAAGAAUCUUCUAGUACCACCACUGACUCUACAUCAUCAACAGAAUCAUCCACUGACGGAGAUACAACACAGACGUCUUCUUCUAGGUCAUCUACAGAUUCAAUCUCGAGUGAAGCAACGACCUUAAGCAGUACAACACCUGAAGAUUCUUCUAGUACCACCACUGACUCUACACCAUCAACAGAAUCAACCACUGCCGGAGACACAACACCGACGUCCUCUUCUAGUUCAUCUACAGAUUCAACCUCGAGUGAAGCAACAACCUUAAGCAGUACAACACUAGAAGAAUCUUCUAGUACCACCACUGACUAUACAUCAUCAACAGAAUCAACCACUGACGGAUACACAUUCAUCUACAGAUUCAACCUCGAUUCAUCUACAGAUUCAACCUCGAGUGAAGCAACGACCAUAAGUAGUACAACACCAGAAGAUUCUUCUAGUACCACCACUGACUCUACAACAUCAACAGAAUCAACCACUGCCGGAGACACAACACCGACGUCUUCUUCUAGCUCAUCUACAGAGUCAACUUCCAGUGAAGCAACGACCUUAAGCAACACAACACCAGAAGAUUCUUCUAAAUCAACCACUGACGGAGACACAACACCGACGUCUUCUUCUAGUUCACCUACAGAGUCAACUUCCAGUGAACGUUCAUCUACAGAUUCAACCUCAAGUGAAGCAACGACCUUAAGCAGUACAACACCAGAAGAUUCUUCUAGUACCACCACUGACUCUACAUCAUCAACAGAAUCAACCACUGACGGAGACACAACACCGACGUCCUCUUCUAGUUCAUCUACAGAUUCAACCUCGAGUGAAGCAACGACCUUAAGCAGUACAACACUAGAAGAAUCUUCUAGUACCACCACUGACUCUACAUCAUCAACAGAAUCAACCACUGACGGAGAUACAACACAGACGUCUUCUUCUAGUUCAUCUACAGAUUCAAUCUCGAGUGAUGCAACGACCUUAAGUAGUACAACACCAGAAGAUUCUUCUAGUACCACCACUGACUCUACACCAUCAACAGAAUCAACCACUGCCGGAGACACAACACCGACGUCCUCUUCUAGUUCAUCUACAGAUUCAACCUCGAGUGAAGCAACAACCUUAAGCAGUACAACACUAGAAGAAUCUUCUAGUACCACCACUGACUCUACAUCAUCAACAGAAUCAACCACUGACGGAGACACAACACAGACGUCUUCUUCUAGUUCAUCUACAGCUUCAAUCUCGAGUGAAGCAAGGAGCUUAAUCAGUAUCACAGGGGAAAAAUCUUCUAGUACCACAACUGACUCUACAACAUCAACGGAAUCAACCAUUGACCCAUACACAACAGCGACGUCCUCUUCUAGUUCAUCUACAGAUUCAACCUCGAGUGAUGCAACGACCAUAAGUAGUACAACACCAGAAGACUCUCCUAGUACCACCACCUACUCUACAACAUCAACAGAGUCAACCACUGAUGAAGACACAACACCGACGUCUUCUUCUAGUUCAUCUACAGAUUCAACCUCGAGUGAAGCAACGACCUUAAGCAGUACAACACCAGAAUAUUCUUCUAGUACCACCACCUACUCUACAACACCAACAGAAUCAACCACUGACGGAGACACAACACCGACGUCCUCUUCUAGUUCAUCUACAGAUUCAACCUCGAGUGAUGCAACGACCUUAAGCAGUACGACACCAGAAGAAUCUUCGUCAAUUUCGACUACCGCUAGGACACCGCAGGACGAUAGUGAUUGCGAAAUUGUUGUUCUUUUGAGGGUCGUAGAAGAGUAGCAGCAUAUUCAGAAUUGUGUUAUGUGCUAAUUUUAUAGUUUUAUUUUGUUGACCAUUGGUAUCUCCUUUGACUACGUAACAAUGAUUGCAGUAUUUAAAUAUUUAAAAAUUGUUGUAGUUUCUUGUGUCUCUUGAUGCAUUGUACCAUAUAAAGUUUUUUCGAUUAAUUAAUUAUAAAAACGAGUAUU
Molecule: messenger RNA, 11015 nt
Organism: Anastrepha ludens (Mexican fruit fly)
Lineage: Eukaryota; Metazoa; Arthropoda; Insecta; Diptera; Tephritidae
Product: serine-rich adhesin for platelets
Exons: 22
Source: RefSeq, a predicted model, not a curated record